Molecule: messenger RNA, 1533 nt
Organism: Tinamus guttatus (white-throated tinamou)
Lineage: Eukaryota; Metazoa; Chordata; Aves; Tinamiformes; Tinamidae
Source: RefSeq, a predicted model, not a curated record
AUGAGCACGGAGAGCUUUGCAGAAUUCCUGAAUAAGCUCAAGGAAAUCCAUGAGAAGGAGGUCCAAGGUCUGCAAACAAAGCUAACGGAGCUGACGACGGAGAAAUGCCGUGAUGCCCAGCGGAUUGAAGAGCUGUUUGCAAAAAAUCACCAGUUAAGGGAGCAGCAGAAGGUCCUUAAGGAAAAUGUAAAAGUAUUAGAAAACAGGCUGCGCGCGGGUCUCUGCGACAGAUGCAUGGUCACCCAGGAACUGGCGAAAAAGAAGCAGAACGAGUACGAGACGUCCCAUUUCCAGAGCCUGCAGCACAUCUUCAUCCUCACUAACGAAAUGAACCGCCUGAAGGAAGAGAACAAAACUCUGAAGGAAGACCUGAAGAGGCUCCGAAGCCUGGAGGACAGGAUAAAGCACCCAGGAGUCAUCUCCAGAGAAAGCAGCUCCAGCCCCAGCUCCCCCUUGGCUUUGCUGUCCCCAGGGAGCAGGACUCCUGGCAGCGACAAAGCACCUCGGGGAGGUGCUGAAGAGGAGAACCGUGAUGUGCACCAUGAUGUGCACCAUGAUGUGCCCGGCCUCGAGCUGGCAGAAGAAAAGUCUACAGGACCACGAAACUCACCAAGCAGCAGGACCUCCCCAAGCACCGUCCUCCAAGAAACCGGCAUUGCAGAACUGACAUCCCAGAGGAUCUCCAACCAGCUACACGGAACCAUUGCCUUGGUGAGACCCGGCUCCAGACCAUGUCCCCUGGAAAGAAGUCCAAGAAGUCCUCCAAGAACUGCCCUGUCCCCAUCAGCGAGGAAGACCCCUCUCCCAGCGGAGCGUGAGCACAGCCCUGGCCUCGAGGCUUACGCAACAGCAAGCAACCCAGACUCCCCCAAGCUUGUUCCAUCCCACGAACACCUAAAGCUGAUGGCCAGGACGGAGCAGCUCUGCCUCCUCAACAAGCACUUCCCCCUGCACCAGCUGGGGCUGGCGCGGAGCUGCAGCCCUUCCGAUGGGGACGGCAGCUUCUCCAGCCGCUUCCUCGGGGCCAAAGAGGCCGGAGGGCCGCGCCGGGGGCGGCCGAGCCCUGUGGAGAACCUGGCAGCCCGGGGCUCCUGUGCGCGGCACCGGACAGAGUGGGAUGACUUGUGCCUCACCUACCGCCGCCUCCAAGCUGCCAGAGCCCAGCCUGGCGGCGUCAAGGAGGAGGAAGAGGAGGAGGAGGAGGAAGCUGUGGUGAAUGAUGAUGAUGCCGACUCUGGGAAGCAGGACUCGGAGGAGCCCGACACGACGGACAGCGAGGUGGCUGCCCCAUAUGAACACAACAUCCCCCAAGAAGCCCAAGCUGAAGGGAAAUAUUCUUGUGCCAAAGACAGAGCUCCUGCACUGCUAAAGAAGAGAAAAAGAGCACAGGAUGCCCGGACAAAAGCAUCGAAGAAGCUGCUCAAAGGAAGAAAGAAAGUCAAAGCGGAGGAGAGCUUGGCAGGGGCACCAGUGCCCACCAAGAGCCUGGAGAACUGCUCCGCUUCCCCCCGCGCCAGCCCCAAGGACAGCUAA